This is a messenger RNA of Bolinopsis microptera, 1506 nucleotides long. RefSeq names its product luciferin sulfotransferase-like. Gene Ontology annotation, biological process: sulfation. The record is from RefSeq and is a predicted model, not a curated record. Gene Ontology annotation, molecular function: sulfotransferase activity. NCBI's taxonomy places the organism in Eukaryota, Metazoa, Ctenophora, Tentaculata, Lobata, Bolinopsidae. Gene Ontology annotation, cellular component: cytoplasm.
CCCGAUACAACUGCCAAAAUGGAGAUUGGGGAUCACUAUGAAAUCGAAGAUAUAUCAUCAUUCCUGCUAUACAAGAGCUGAUGCAACACUCAGUUGGCUUUAAAAAUGGAUUCAUUAGAAUAAAUCCGCCAGGAUUUAUCUAUCUCUGUGAGACUCAAAAAUAUUUGGACAGACUGAGAAAGUUUGAAGUGAGGGAUGACGAUAUUUGGAUUUGCACAUUUCCUAAAUGUGGAACAACAUGGACACAAGAAAUGGUUUGGUGUUUGAUGAACGAUCUGGACUUCAAAACUGCUAAAACCAUAGACUUGGAUGAAAGGAUGAUUUUUAUGGAACAAAUAUCAAUAGAAAAGGAGGCCUCAGCCGAAGUAUUUCCUGACACGAUAAAACUUGCUUCAGAACAACCAUCUCCAAGAAUCAUCAAGACUCAUCUGCCAUUUACAAUGCUACCAGAUCAAAUCAGAACUAAGAAAAGAGCCCGAAGAUUGUGCAUCUCGAGGAAUUCUCGUGAUGUCUGUGUGUCCCUCUAUCAUCACUGGAAACUUUUAGAAGGGUUCAAUGGUGGAUUUGAUUUGUGGUCAAGAUUAUUCUUGGAGGGAUAUAGUGGUUAUUAUUCUCCAUUUUGGAGGCAUGUAGAAUCAUAUUAUGUGUCAGAAUAUGAUAAUAUCAUAUUUUUAAAAUAUGAAGACAUGAAAAAAGAUCUGAGGAGCAAUAUCAAUUCAGUUACUACCUUUCUGGGGUGCAAAAGUCGUACUGAAGAUGAAAAGACUCAGCUUGAAGAACAUUUGUCAGUCAAGAACUUCAAAAGUUGUCCCACUUUGAACAAGGCUAAUUUUGUUGAGCACAUGGAAAAUAUAGGCUCAUCGAACAGUGAACAUGGCGUUGGUUUUGUGAGGAAGGGAAUUGUAGGAGACUGGGUGAAUUAUUUUACGGAGGAAAUGUCAGCCAAGUUCUUGGAACAAGACAUUGAACUGUUCAAUCAGUUCAAUCCACAAGAUUAGUUGUCUAUGCACUAAUGCACAUGGAUCUCUAUCGAUACUCUCUUACGUUUUAUUACAUCCUACUUGCUGGAUACCCUGUUUAAGGUAUAUCACCAACUACCAACUUCACUGAGAAGAAUUUAUUGGUGAUUGGCAGAUGGCAGUCAAUGUGUCUUACUUAUGUAUGUUUGAUUUUGAUUCAUAUAUUCAGAAGGUCUAAAUCUAAUUAAUGACAAUUUAAGAGGGUAAAUUACAGACUUUGCUUUUAAAUAUAAAAGAAUUGAUUAGUUUAUAAGGAUGUUGUUUUUACAUUUUAAUUUUUUUAAACAUUUUAAUCUACAGUGAAUACAGUGAUAGCUGACCUGAUUCAUGUGUUGGCAACCUUUUUCAUCUAGCUGUCACGUACAUUGAGAAGUGUGAUCAUAUUAUACGUAUCUUGUUAUUAAUAAAGCAGCUACUUCAAGUAAUAUAUUUUGAAGAUGAUAAUUCUAUCAUUGGGAAUAAGGCCUUUUUAUUAGCUUAUAUAAUA